AUGAGUAACUAUACUGGUAAUAUUCAAUCGAAUGCAAUAUAUCGUACUAAGUUUAUUCUAUUACUUUUAUUCAGUAUACCAUCAGUAAUAUGUGCACUUUAUGUAGUCUAUAAUGUUGUAAAACUCAGAUCAUUUCGUAGACGUUUUCAAAAUCAAAUAUUAAUUAUUCUUGUUUUUAUUAUAUUAUUUAACAUAGUUUUUAAUAUUCCAACAUCAUUCAGUUUUUUUGUUCGUGGUACUGUUGCAAUACAUACCGAAUUUUUCUGUCGUUUUUGGCAGUCGAUCGAUUAUUUUCUUACGGCUUGUGUUAUUUGGUGUACGGCAAUAUUUACUAUUCAACGAUAUAUUUUUGUAUUUUAUCCAAUUUAUAUUCGUUCUAAACGACAAAAAUUAAUUUUUCAUUAUGUACCACUUGUAUUAAUAAAUAUAUAUUUAUUUUUAUUCUAUGUAUUAACGAUUUCCAUCGAUAUAUGUCAUCAUGGCGAGCAUCGCGAGAUAAAAUAUGAUAAAUUUUUAUGUGGUGAGAAUUGUCUUGAUCGAGAAGGUGGUAUAUCAAUGUUUAAUUGGCUAUUUAAUAUAUUAUUUCCAGUAUUUAUUGUUAUACUUGGAUCACUUAUGCUAUUGAUACGUGUUCUAUGGACACGACGAAUGAUGCAAAGAAAUUUAAGAAAUUGGUCAAAAAAUUGGAAAAUGAUUACACAACUUUUAGGAAUUGCUUUGAUAUAUACACUAGUUUGGAUACCUCUUAUAAUUAUUUCUUUUAUUCUAAUAGUUAAUGAAAAUCAUGCUUUUAGUAAAUCUGUCGAAGAUUAUUUAUAUUUUAUAACUUAUCUAUGUGAACUAUGCGUACCUAUUGUAGUUUUAUUGCUUUCGUCUGAACUUAUACAAAGCUUGAAUCGACGUAUAUGGCCAAAUUUUAACAGUAUGCAAUCUGUAACGAUUGGACCGUAUUCAACAAAUGUUGAAUAA
This is a messenger RNA of Adineta steineri, 969 nucleotides long. The record is from the annotation of a GenBank genome assembly. NCBI's taxonomy places the organism in Eukaryota, Metazoa, Rotifera, Eurotatoria, Adinetida, Adinetidae.